ACACAUCAACAACAUCAACUCCUCCCAAAUCCCAAGGGUUAGGUUAUGAUUUAAGUUUUUAAGUAAAAUAAAGUAGGGCCUAAACAAAUAAGUCUACGUUUGAAAUCCGUUGGAGAUUGUGAUAAGUUGCUGGAGCUUCUUGAAAAUGGCUGCCUCAAGUGGAACAUCAUUUAUCCUGGCAUCUAUCCUGACAGUAUUGCUGUUCUCCGGAAUGCAGAUGUAUCGACAGUGGCUAGGCUCUUCGCAGCUCCACACUAUCCUCGGUGGUUACCUGGCAUCUGUGCUGUUUGUUCUUGUUCUUACAGCGGUGGGAAACAUUGAAUCAAUCAUUUUUGGAAAAGGAUUUCAAACAAAACUUUUCCCAGAAGUUGUUUUGUGCCUUGUUACGUCACUGUUUGCUGCAGGGAUGAUUCAUCGGGUCUGCACUACCACUUGUUUAUUCUUCUCGGUGGUUGCUUUGUACUUCAUCAACCGCAUUUCUCAAGCGACUCAUGAGCGUCCAGCAGCACCGGCCUACACUGCUCCCAGUAAGAAGAAGAAAUAAAACAUUCCCUGUGACGUCGUCUGCAUUUAUUGUAAAUAUCAUUGUCAAGUAUUUUUUACCUGUGCUCUCUUGAAGCCAAAAAAUUAAGUCUGAAAUGAUUCAGUUUCAAUUUUUUCAAACCCAUUGUAACGGUGACUGAAUAUUGUGCAUCUCGUUUCACAAAACUGAUAAAGAAGUCUCAUUAUCCGACCUGAACCAGGAGCAAUAACAUGGUAAGUGGAAAGGUCGGAUAAAUACGGAAAAUAAUUAAAAAGACAUUGUAAACGUGUUAACAAUACUUUAAUUUAAUAAAAUUUCUGUGCUGUCGAAUUUUCUCAAA
Macrosteles quadrilineatus (aster leafhopper) is the source of this 863-nucleotide messenger RNA. RefSeq names its product protein KRTCAP2 homolog. The transcript has 5 exons. The record is from RefSeq and is a predicted model, not a curated record. NCBI's taxonomy places the organism in Eukaryota, Metazoa, Arthropoda, Insecta, Hemiptera, Cicadellidae. Bases 146 to 544 code for a protein of 132 amino acids.